Molecule: messenger RNA, 3306 nt
Organism: Acinonyx jubatus (cheetah)
Lineage: Eukaryota; Metazoa; Chordata; Mammalia; Carnivora; Felidae
Gene: PAK5
Product: p21 (RAC1) activated kinase 5
Exons: 11
Coding region: 757-2916 (719 amino acids)
Biological process (GO): intracellular signal transduction; apoptotic process; regulation of MAPK cascade
Cellular component (GO): cytoplasm
Molecular function (GO): ATP binding; protein serine/threonine kinase activity
Source: RefSeq, a predicted model, not a curated record
GCACAUUUCUGCGAACCCCGGGUGUGUGCGGAAGGGGCGUGCAGGAGGUACCCCGGCCCGAGCAGAGGGCAACUGGGUGACUGGAUUGGCGAAGGGCUGCUUUCUCUGGCUCGGGGCUCCUCAGCGUGUAGACACUCCCCCGACCCUUCCCCCCCCACCCCCCCCAUCCGCCUCCAGCAGCUGCUACUGCCUGCCUCCCGCCGGCUGCCGCGAAAACCCGGAACAGCUGCGUGCGCUCGUGGAAAGUCCUCCUAGGGGCGAAGCCGGGCAGCUGGGCAUGCUCAGUAGCUGGGGGAGGCUUGGGUGGAGAGUAGAAAGCCGCGGCUCUGCCUCCCAUCCCCUCCCUCUGGCCCCCGCCCCCCUUGCCCCUACCCAGCCCGUAGUAGUUGCCCGGCGUGCGCCCGUGGAGACUGGGAACAUGGCGCUCCGAGCGGUGUAGCAGCCGCGGAGGAGAAGCGGAGGAGGCGCCGCCGCUGCGCUGACAGCCAGCCACCAGAGCAUGCUGUAAUAGGCACUGUCCAUUUCCUGAAAAAAAGAGAGAAAGUCUGAGACCUAUGUCAAUAAAAGAAAAAUAACCAUCAGCAUCACAAGAGCCAGAAAUACACUGUGGCGAAAUGCUUCCACCUCUUGCCAAAAUGAACACUGAAGAAAAAUGAAGAACACUGAAGAAAUCCAACAAAAAGUUGCAGAACAGAAAUAGCCAAACUCCUCUGGAAUCUGAUUCAUCCACAGCCAUCAUAAAAAGGUCUUUGCAUCAUGUUCGGAAAGAAAAAGAAAAAGAUUGAAAUAUCUGGUCCAUCCAACUUUGAACACAGGGUUCACACUGGGUUUGAUCCGCAAGAACAGAAAUUCACGGGCCUCCCGCAGCAGUGGCACAGCCUGUUAGCAGACACGGCCAACAGGCGGAAGCCCAUGGUAGACCCUUCCUGCAUCACACCCAUCCAGCUGGCUCCUAUGAAGACAAUCGUUAGAGGAAAUAAACCAUGCAAAGAAACCUCCAUCAACGGCCUGCUGGAGGACUUCGACAACAUCUCUGUGACUCGCUCCAACUCCCUAAGGAAAGAAAGCCCACCCACCCCAGACCAGGGAGCCUCCAGCUACGGUCAAGGCCAUCGGGAAGAAAAUGGCUUCAUCACCUUCUCGCAGUAUUCCAGCGAGUCCGAUACCACUGCUGACUACAGCACUGAGAAGUAUCGAGAAAAGAGUCUCUAUGGUGAUGACCUGGAUCAGUUUUAUAAAGGCAGCCAUGCCGCCAAGCAAAAUGGGCAUGUCACAAAGACCAAACACGGGGAAGCCUACUAUUCUGAGAUGAAGCCUUUGAAAUCCGAUAUUGCCAGAUUUCCUGUUGAUUAUCACACACACUUGGACUCACUGAGCAAACCAAGUGAAUACAAUGAGCUCAAGUGGGAGUACCAGAGAGCCUCAAGCAGUUCCCCUCUAGAUUAUCCAUUCCAAUUCAUGCCUUCUAGAACUGCGGGGACCAGCGGGUGUUCCAAGGAGAGUCUGGUGUUCAGCGAAAGCGAGUGGGGACCCAGCCUAGAUGACUAUGAUAGGAGGCCAAAGUCAUCAUACUUGAAUCAGACCAGCCCUCAGCCCACCAUGCGGCAAAGGUCCAGGUCAGGUUCGGGGCUCCAGGAACCAAUGAUGCCCUUCGGAGCAAGUGCAUUUAAAACCCACCCCCAAGGACACUCGUACAACUCCUACACCUACCCUCGCCUGUCCGAGCCCACAAUGUGCAUUCCAAAGGUGGAUUACGAUCGAGCACAGAUGGUCCUCAGCCCUCCGCUGUCAGGGUCUGACACCUACCCCAGGGGGCCCGCCAAACUACCUCAAAGUCAAAGCAAAGCAGGCUACUCCUCAAGCAGCCACCAGUACCCAUCUGGGUACCACAAAGCCACCCUCUACCACCACCCCUCCCUGCAGACCAGUUCACAGUACAUCUCCACAGCUUCUUAUCUGAGCUCUCUGAGUAUCUCAUCCAGUACCUAUCCCCCACCCAGCUGGGGCUCCUCCUCAGACCAGCAGCCCUCCAGGGUGUCCCAUGAACAGUUUCGGGCUGCUCUGCAGCUGGUGGUCAGCCCCGGAGACCCCAGAGAAUACUUGGACAACUUUAUCAAAAUCGGAGAAGGGUCAACUGGCAUUGUGUGCAUCGCAACUGAGAAACACACAGGGAAACAAGUUGCAGUGAAGAAAAUGGACCUCCGCAAGCAACAGAGACGAGAACUGCUCUUUAAUGAGGUUGUGAUAAUGCGGGAUUACCACCAUGACAACGUGGUUGACAUGUAUAACAGCUACCUUGUUGGCGACGAGCUCUGGGUGGUCAUGGAAUUUCUAGAAGGCGGUGCCUUGACAGACAUUGUCACUCAUACCAGAAUGAAUGAAGAACAGAUAGCCACCGUCUGUCUGUCAGUUCUGAGAGCUCUUUCCUACCUUCACAAUCAAGGAGUGAUUCACAGGGACAUAAAAAGUGACUCCAUCCUCCUGACAAGUGAUGGCCGGAUAAAGCUAUCUGACUUUGGUUUCUGUGCUCAAGUUUCUAAAGAGGUGCCGAAGAGGAAAUCACUGGUUGGCACUCCUUACUGGAUGGCACCUGAGGUGAUUUCUAGGCUACCUUAUGGGACAGAGGUGGAUAUCUGGUCCCUCGGAAUCAUGGUGAUAGAAAUGAUUGAUGGCGAGCCCCCCUAUUUCAAUGAGCCCCCCCUCCAGGCAAUGCGGAGGAUUCGGGACAGUUUACCUCCAAGAGUGAAGGACCUACACAAGGUUUCUUCAGUGCUCCGGGGAUUCCUAGACCUGAUGCUGGUGAGGGAACCCUCACAAAGAGCCACAGCCCAGGAACUCCUUGGACAUCCAUUCUUGAAACUGGCAGGUCCGCCAUCUUGCAUCGUUCCCCUCAUGAGACAAUACAGACAUCACUGAGCAAAGGAUUCAGUGGAAGCGCUAGAUGAGGACAUAAGAAUAAUUCAGGAGAACAUGAGGAACACGAAAGAGUCUUGUGGACUCUACCCAGCUGAUUGAUGGGACAAUGUGAUGACAGGCAGGGUUCAACAGACCAGGGCAUCUUCUUGUGUCUUAAAUAGGCAUCUCUCCACCGACAGCUGGCGUGAUCAUUUGGAACAAGGCUUUAAUAAGUCAUUAUUAUAUUUUUCAGCCCUUCAUCCAGCAAAUCAGAAGGACUCAGUACAAACUCCGUUACGAUAUAUCCUAGCCACAUGCAGGGUAACGCAUAGGAUUUUCUAUAUUGAAAGAAUACUUUUCUGGCAAAAAAAAAAAAAAAAAAGAAAGAAAAAAAAGAAAGGAAAACAAAAA